Messenger RNA from Phymastichus coffea, 3441 nucleotides. It is a transcript of the gene betaCOP, whose product is annotated as coatomer subunit beta. The record is from RefSeq and is a predicted model, not a curated record. Lineage: Eukaryota; Metazoa; Arthropoda; Insecta; Hymenoptera; Eulophidae. The coding region runs from base 179 to 3061 and encodes 960 amino acids. Gene Ontology annotation, cellular component: COPI vesicle coat; cytoplasm. Gene Ontology annotation, molecular function: structural molecule activity. The transcript has 10 exons. Gene Ontology annotation, biological process: endoplasmic reticulum to Golgi vesicle-mediated transport; intracellular protein transport; intra-Golgi vesicle-mediated transport.
GCCGCGAGUGCCGCGACAGGCAGCUAGUAAACGGCAGAGUUUGACACGUAUGCCGUUUUCCUUGUUCCAAAAUUAUAAAUGUCAAUUACCUGUGGUACCUCGGCUCCCGAAUUCUUAGCCGCAUUGUAAUUAUCAGCAAGAUUUAAGCUGAUCAGUGAGUGUUGAGAACCUCGGCAAGAUGACUAGCGUAGCAGACCAACCAUGCUACACCAUCAUCAACCUCCCCACGGACACGGAGACUCUAAACGAGCUUCAAUUAAAGCAGGAUUUGGAAAAAGGUGACGUCAAUACAAAGAUUGAGGCACUCAAGAAGACCAUUAACAUGAUUCUCAGUGGUGAGAGACUGCCUGGUCUUCUCAUGACCAUCAUCAGGUUUGUUUUGCCGCUGCAGGAUCAUACCAUCAAGAAGCUUUUACUCAUCUUUUGGGAGAUUGUGCCAAAGACUACUCCUGAUGGCAAGCUCCUACAAGAAAUGAUUUUGGUGUGCGAUGCUUACAGAAAAGAUCUGCAGCAUCCUAAUGAGUUUGUCAGGGGUUCUACUCUGAGGUUUUUAUGUAAAUUAAAAGAGCCUGAACUCUUAGAGCCACUUAUGCCUGCCAUAACUGCUUGCUUGGAACACAGGCAUUCUUAUGUAAGGCGUAAUGCUGUCCUAGCUAUAUUUACAAUCUAUCGCAACUUUGAGUUCCUCAUUCCUGAUGCACCAGAUACAAUUGCCAACUAUUUGGAGAGUGAACAAGACAUGUCAUGCAGAAGAAAUGCUUUUCUCAUGCUGUUGCAUGCUGACCAAAGUAAAGCUCUAUCAUAUUUAUCUGCAUGCUUGGAUCAAGUACCAUCUUUUGGGGACAUAUUGCAACUUGUUAUUGUUGAGCUUAUCUACAAGGUUUGUCUUGCUAAUCCAUCAGAGCGUGCUCGGUUCAUAAGAUGUAUUUAUAGCUUACUCAACUCACCAAGUGCUGCAGUUCGAUAUGAAGCAGCUGGUACAUUGGUAACACUUUCGAGUGCUCCAACUGCUAUUAAAGCUGCUGCAUCUUGUUAUAUUGAACUAGUUGUAAAGGAAAGUGACAACAAUGUAAAGUUAAUUGUUCUGGAUAGGUUGGUGUCUAUGAAGGACAGUCCUAAUCAUGAAAGAGUUCUUCAAGAUCUUGUUAUGGAUAUUUUGCGUGUUUUGGGAUCGCCAGCUUUGGAAGUCAGGACGAAAACCCUCGCUUUAGCGAUGGAUUUAGUAACAACGAGAACUAUUGAUGAGAUGGUACAGUUAUUGAAGAAAGAAAUCAUAAGGACAGCUGGAGGAGAACAAGAAGAUGCUGCAAAGUACAGGCAACUUCUCGUUAGAACAUUGCACUCUUGCUCAAUCAAAUUCCCUGAUGUAGCGGCGGCAGUUAUUCCAGUAUUAACAGACUUCCUAUCCGAGAACAGUGAAGCAGCCGCAAAUGAUGUUCUUGUGUUUAUUCGCGAGGCCAUCCAAAGAUUUGAUAAUUUGAGACCACUCAUUAUUGAAAAACUUCUUGAGGUAUUUCCACAAAUUCGCUCGGUUAACAUUCAUCGAGGAGCUUUAUGGAUACUCGGCGAGUAUGCUACUUCCAAGGAAGACAUUGAAACAGUGAUGGUUCGUGUGAGGUCUGUUAUGGGUGAAUUACCUCUUGUAGAGGCUGAAAACAAGAGACAAGCUGGCGAUAAACCUCCAGAAGAAGAAGAGGGUAGCACGCAAUCUACACCAGCUCAGUUGGUUACUCCUGAUGGAACAUAUGCAUCGCAAAGUGCUUUCAGCACUACUUCAACAGGAAAGAAAGAAGAGAAGCGCCCCGCUCUCGUGCAAUACAUGAUGGACGGAGAUUUUUUCAUUUCAGCAGCACUGGCAACAACUUUGGCGAAAUUGGCACUUCGCUACAAAGAGCUUGAGAAAGACUCCAAAAAGAGCAAGAGAAUGCAAGCCGAAUCUAUGCUCAUUAUGUCAAGCUUACUGCAACUUGGUCGGUCAGGACUUCCAACCAAGGCUAUGACGCAUGACGAUACCGAGAGAAUUUUACUAUGUCUCCGAUCGUUGGCUUGUCCGACACCGUUUGUUCAAAAAGUUUUCACGGAGGGAUGCAGAGAUGCCUUAGGCAAGAUGCUCGCUGCUAAAGCGGAAGAGGAUUUGCAAAAUCAAAAGGCAAAAGAAAAGCCAGGCAACGUCGUACAAGUAGACGAUGCAAUCCAUUUCUUACAAUUAACCACUGGUUCAGACCUAACAAACGGAGUCAACGACGUGUUCGAGCAGAGCUUGAGCGCUGCAGUUGCUGGUAGACCAGGUGGUGAAAAAGAUACGCCAACGCCAAAUGCCCUGAGCAAGGUCACUCAACUCACUGGUUUCUCCGACCCUGUUUACGCCGAGGCCCUUGUUCACGUCAAUCAGUAUGACAUAGUACUUGACGUGCUUAUAGUCAACCAGACGGAGGAUACGUUACAGAAUUGUACACUUGAGUUGGCUACAAUGGGUGACUUGAAACUCGUCGAGAGGCCACAGCCAAUUGUUUUAGCGCCAAGGGACUUCGCUAGCAUCAAGGCCAAUGUCAAAGUUGCGUCCACGGAGAAUGGCAUUAUUUUCGGCAAUAUUGUGUACGACAUUCAUGGAGCUGCAUCUGACAGAAGUGUCGUUGUUCUCAAUGAUAUUCAUAUCGACAUCAUGGAUUAUAUUGUGCCAGCAACUUGUACUGAUGCUGAAUUCAGACAAAUGUGGGCUGAAUUUGAAUGGGAGAACAAAGUUUCAGUAAAUACUACUUUAUCAGAUCUUAGAGAAUAUCUUGCUCAUCUACUAAAAUCCACGAAUAUGCGAUGCCUUACUCCAGAAAAGGCCCUUUCUGGACAAUGUGGAUUUAUGGCUGCAAACAUGUAUGCCAAAUCAAUAUUUGGAGAAGAUGCAUUGGCAAAUUUGUCGAUCGAGAAGCCAUUGAAUAAACCAGAUGCCCCAGUUGUCGGUCACAUUCGUAUUCGUGCUAAGAGUCAAGGCAUGGCACUGUCGCUUGGCGACAAAAUAAAUUCUGCUCAAAAAACUGCUCAGAACAAAGUAGUGCAAGCAGCCUAAUCGUUGGAAUGAGUGCGCAGCGCACCCAUUCCAGCGAUUAAGCCGCUCAAUACGGUUUAUAUUUCAACCGAGCGAUAACUCAGCCGCGCCGCUCGCAGGUACCGUUGGCGGGAGACUUUGAAUGCAGAUGUAUGUGUCGCUUCCACGGACCUUCGAGAAUGCCACGGUACACGAUAAAUCAUUUCGCAAAUUGCAUUGUUGCGCUUUACGACACGAUGAACCUAUAAACAGAACUACUGGGCACACAAAAUUCAUUUGGAAUUGUACCAUUGCGUUUAAAGAUUCGCUUAAAGCGCUGACUUUGAAGAGAGAUUGUUUUUUUGAAAAUACGAUAAUAAGGUUGCAUGUAUUUGUAGUUAAGUAAAUAAAUAUUAUAUAUG